AUGGAGUCAAAGUUGGGUUUGCAGGUCACCUUGGCCCCCCAGGCACAGAUCCUAGAGGCACAGGAAGCAUUUGCUCUACCAAUCAAAGUUUCUGUUCACAAUGCCGCAGAUUCAACAGUCACCAUUCUAAGAUGGGGCACUCCAUUGGACCCUCAGGCUGGUGUUCUCGGUAUUUUCGAGAUUUGUGACACAACGGACAAACGGAAACUACCCGUUCCUACUAUUAUGGUUUCACGCAAGCUACCUGCCUCAGAGGACGAUCUUGUUGAGAUACAAGCACGUCACACCAUUGAUGUAACUGUCAAUUUGCCGAUUCAAAGCCUUGACAAGGGACAUGAAUAUUCUGUCCGUGCCCAGGGAACUUGGCAUGCGGUGUGGCCAACUGAAUUAUCUAAUGUCACUACAUCCCAACUCAGGGAUAACGAAGGCGCCUAUCGCGGGGACUUCAUUUCAAAUGAAUCCUCCGUGAGCAUUGGCCUAGAAAAGGACGCUAGAGCGGUGUUUGAAGUUCUGAAACGGGGUGGUAUUGCGAUUAUUCCCAUGAGCGUUGGCUACGGAAUCACUGCGAUUGAUCCGGAUGCAUUGAACCGGAUUUUUCGCGUGAAACGGAGAGAGCCACACAAGCGACAUGCAAUGGUUGGCAGUUACUAUCUGCAUCGAGAUAUUCAUGUUCUUCCUCCCCAGGAAGCCAGUAUCGUCAAAUUAUUGACUGUGGACUUGGAGCUUCCUCUGGGGAUUGUUGCGCCAUAUCGACUUGAUCAUCCGAUUAUUCGAAAGCUCCCACCAGAUAUAUUAGCACAGAGCGUCGUUGGGGACACUCUAGCAAUGUUGGUCAACGGAGGUGCUUUGCUAGAAGAAUUAUCUCGACUUGCUGCCCUAGAGGAACUUCCUCUAAUGGGAUCAUCAGCCAAUAUCACCGGCAAGGGAACAAAGACUGUGGUAGAGGACAUCGAGCCAGAGAUCCUCGAAGUGGCAGAUAUAGUCAUCGACUACGGAAGACAAAAGUUUCACCAUCCUCGAGCCUCUUCAACCAUUAUCGAUUUUAGAACAAUAAAGGUUGUGCGAUACGGAGCUUGUUAUGAUGUGGUGCAGGAUGCUCUCUCUCGGUUUUAUGGUAUCAAAGUGCCAGAUGAUCCCUGGAACGUGGAAUAUUUUGUCUGA
Molecule: messenger RNA, 1161 nt
Organism: Penicillium expansum
Lineage: Eukaryota; Fungi; Ascomycota; Eurotiomycetes; Eurotiales; Aspergillaceae
Product: L-threonylcarbamoyladenylate synthase
Exons: 2
Coding region: 1-1161 (386 amino acids)
Biological process (GO): regulation of translational fidelity
Cellular component (GO): cytoplasm
Molecular function (GO): tRNA binding; double-stranded RNA binding; nucleotidyltransferase activity
Source: RefSeq, a predicted model, not a curated record